UGUGGUACGGGUGCCGCCUAAGCGUAUUUAUGGUGCCUGUACCUUUAUUGUGAGGAUCCAAAGCUCCGAUAGGUUAUUUUAGCACAGUUCCCGCGAAGACACCUGUGCAGCACGAGUGCGACAAAGCAAGAUACUUGGGGUUUGAGAGGAAGGUCAAUCGGGGACCGAAGACAUCUUGGUACAUUGAGGCUUAUUGAGGCUCUCAAUGCAGUAAUGACCAGGUAAACUUGGACCAAAGGCAAAGUAUGUGCCUCUCCAGCGAUCCGUUUCCACGACCAAUCCUCAAUAUAUGGGGCAUAAGACGAGAGUUUAAUACAGAGCACGAAAUAUUUAUGGCACAGUUACACAGUUUGGAGAAAGGCAGCCAGCCUCUCAACAUGCUCUCCACAUCCCUGGAUCUGGAGCAUUAUAAUCAACUGGAACAAAAUACACAACGAUAUCCGAACGUUGUGACUAUGUCAAAGAAUUCUGUCACAGAUCUGGGAGCCCAAGUAUCAGACAAUAUCAAUGGCUCCCAAAUAUUUGACAGUGGUGUUGUUGAAAUACAGAAACCAAAAGAGGCUCGUCCAGCAUUAAUCCGGACAGGAGUUUUUGUAGACACUGUGACUCCCUCAAACCCAACAGCUGUUGCCGCGUCAGAGACAAUAGGAAAUGGCCCUUCGGGAACUCCAGGACAGAAGUGCAGUUCAGAAGACUCUGAGGUGACAGGAAGUCCAUCGCCACCAGAUCUCCCCACCGGGCUCAAACUAGCAGUUUUGGUUUGCUGCGCCUGCAUGGCUAUCUUCGCACUAGCCCUUGACACAACAAUCAUUGUAACUGCCAUCCCUACGAUAACCCGCGAGUUCAAAUCUCUCAACGACAUUGGCUGGUACGGAUCAGCGUACUUCCUCACAACAUGUGCUUUUCAGCUUCUCUGGGGUCGUUUCUAUACCUUCUUCAAUUUGAAAUGGGCGUACAUCGGCGCCAUCAUCAUUUUCGAAACAGGAAACAUUGUGUCUGGCUCCGCGUCAACCUCCAUAGCGUUGAUACUCGGCAGAGCUGUUGCUGGCAUUGGGUCUGCAGGUAUUUUUACAGGAAGUUACAUAAUUAUCGGAUUCAGUGUCCCGCCUAGGCAUCGCCCUCGGUAUAUGGGGCUCCUCGGGAGUAUGUACGGUAUUGCCUCUGUUUGCGGGCCACUUAUAGGAGGAGCUCUGACGGACCAUGUCAGUUGGAGGUUUUGUUUUUAUAUAAAUAUUCCUCUGGGAACAGUUAUCGGAGCCGGGAUCUUUUUUUUCUUCCAUCCAACAAAUGCAAAUGCAGCCCUCCAAGCCCUGCCGACUCCUGUCAGGCUCGCAAAGUUAGAUGGAGUUGGAACUUCCAUCUUUGUUGCCUCGAUAGUGUGCCUGAUAACGGCCCUGCAAUGGGGUGGCACUGUUUAUCCCUGGGGAUCUCCUAGGAUCAUUGCGCUUCUCAUUCUAUUUGGGCUGACUCUCACAGCCUGGGUGUCCUACCAAUACUACAAAAACGAUAAUGCUACCGUACCAAGGCGGCUUAUCUCCCAGCGCUCCAUUGCCUUUGGAUCGCUUACUUCCUUCUUGAUGGGCGGCUCCAUGUUCAGUGUUUUUUUCUAUGUUUCCGUCUACUUCCAAGCCGUCCGUGGAACGUCCGCCACGACCUCGGGAUUAUAUUCACUCCCGACCAUCCUCGGAUUAACGUUUGGAAUGCUUAUAGCGGGCCAGCUCAGUAACAACGUCAACCGUUUUCCCCCAUUCAUGCUUUUCUCAGCCGUCACCGCCUCUAUAGGCGCCGGCCUAAUCACAACGCUGACACCAAACACCCCACUAAGCCACUGGUGCGGUUACCUCGCAUUAUUUGGUAUUGGCCAAGGCGUCGGAUGGCAGCAGCCCCUUUUACUGGCCCAAGUUUUCCUUCAAGAUGCCGACGUACCAACCGGGACGGCGCUAAUGUCAGGGAGCAAAGUGCUCGGUGGUGCGAUCCUCAUCCCGGUCUCGGCUUGCGUCUUCCACGCAUAUUUGGAACGGAGUCUACUGGAGUUACUUCCGGAUAUCAAUCCGAGUAUAAUUAUUAGGGCUGGGGCAGCGAAACUCAGGGAUGUGGUGGUUGAAAUUGCGAGGGGUGAUUCCGCGAGGGUAACUGAAUUGCUGGGACUGGUGGAAGAGUCUUACAACAGGGCUUGUAGGAGGGUAUUUAUUGGGGCUUUGGUGGUUAGUAGCUUGGCUGUGAUUGCCUCUGCGGGAGUAGAAUGGAAAGAAUUAAGUCUUAAAGAAAAGAAAGAUGUCGAAAAGGGGCAGGGUGUUAGGUUGCCGAAGCUGUGGAGGGGGACAACAAAAUCACGGGAUGGCUAAAGUAUGUUCUAAUCAAAUGAACGAAUCAUAAUGCGUUUCUGUGG
This is a messenger RNA of Pseudogymnoascus destructans, 2389 nucleotides long. RefSeq lists its product as uncharacterized. The transcript has 3 exons. NCBI's taxonomy places the organism in Eukaryota, Fungi, Ascomycota, Leotiomycetes, Thelebolales, Thelebolaceae. Gene Ontology annotation, biological process: transmembrane transport. The coding region runs from base 246 to 2345 and encodes 699 amino acids. The record is from RefSeq and is a predicted model, not a curated record. Gene Ontology annotation, molecular function: transmembrane transporter activity.